UAUUUUCCCUGAAAUAGGCUAAAAUCUUUCUGAAAAUUUGCCAUGUAUGACGUCACGCGUCGCAUUUACGUAAAGUCAAAUAUUGUCUCUCUUUUUGCUCUCCUUUGUUUCUCAACGUUCUGAACCCAACCUUCAACUUGAAGGUAGCUUGAACCACGACCUCUGGCAAAAUGGGCGACAGUUUCGUUCUCAAUCGGCUUAUGUUCUGCAUGGCUCAUGGCAAUGAGCUAUGCAACAAGUGCUACUGCGACCAUCGCAUGUGCAACAAUCUCAUUGCAGAGAGUAUGGAAGGAACCAGUGGCGUUGCGAAAAGAUUGAUCAAGGAUGCAGAUCGAAAACCUAUCAGCGACAUCUUCGCUCUCGGCGCGGUCAAGAGCGGGAAAAAGGAUGCUGACGGCUAUCCAUCCUACAAAUGCAAAAUACACGAUACUAUCGACUGUCCAGACUGCUUCGAUUGGAUCAAAAUUAUAGUUGCACAGUCCAAGAAGAAAGACAAAGGCAAGGUCGAGGAUCGGAGUCAGAUUUUGGGGUUGUUGGAGUCGAUGGGUGUCGAACUGCCUCCGACUUUGAAAUUGCCCAAUGACGCGCUUGAGAAGAAGCUCGCCAGUGCCUUGAGUGCUGCCCAGGAGAUAUCAACUCUGGGGAAAUUCCCGAUCAAUCCUUCCAAGCUUCCGUUGUGGAAAAAUCAGUCCAAAUCAGCAUUUGAUGCUAUGCAACGAACGAGCAUGGCCGAGGCGAUGAGGAACUAUAAUGCACGGGCGCGAGGGCUCCCAGACCCAUUUGCCUUGUAUAGCUCUGCUUUUAUUGACGCAAGGCAAACUCUGAGGCAUUUGUGUCGCAAUCUUGAGGAUGGUAUGGCGGUCAAUAUAUUGCAAGACAAAGAUCAUAAUGAAGUUAUCUGUAUUCGCGUCUUGGACAUUUACAAGCUCAAUGACAGAACGCCACUCAUUUCUUUGAUCUACGAAACAGCCAGCAUUAGUACACCCAUUAACACCACCAUCGAUUUCGUUCAGAAUGUCAUCUCGAAAAGACGUAGCGACGGGCAGAUGGGACUUCCACAAAUUGUCUGCACGCCAGAGGAACAGGCUUUACUCCGCAAGCUGUUGUUUCAAAAUUCCCAACGUUUAGUACCGGAAUACGCGCCACACAAAGAGCGCUAUGAGAAGACUUUUAAAACGUCUUUCCUCGUCCCUCUGGGACCCCCUGAUCAGAUAACUAUUGGAAAACUAAGCAGCAAUCUCGGCUGUGAGGUCUGUGGCGAGAAGACGACAAGUCGGUGCUCUCAGUGUCAAUCUGUAUCAUACUGCGGUGCAACCUGCCAGAAAGCCCAUUGGAAAGAUCACAAGAACUUCUGUCGGUCCUUGAAGGGAGGAAGUUGGGUCCAGUUCCAUUUUGUCACAGCAAUGAAGGACAUCAAUGGGAAGAAACUCUACACAUCAUACGUGAAUAACCAAGGAAUAAUGAACCCCACGACUGUCAAUCCAGACGACGAUGCACCUCCUUCGAAUGUUCAUGGAGAUAAACCUUUCUUAAUCAAGAUCCAGAAGCCAUUGACUCGAAUACCGGGACUUGCGCUUUCGGACGAUGUUAAUGUCCCUCCUUCGUUGUUGAUAUAUGACAGGCAGCGCAGCUUUCGAGCUCAUGCGAUAGAGGCCGAUAAUCCACAAGCGUACUCGAUGGCUAUUCGCGAAGUUCUGAUGGGGAAGACCAAGGUAAAGAUCUACCGGUGGGCGAAGAGGGUCGGGGACUUCGAACUCAGCAUUUGUUUAGACCGUGCGCCGGAACCCGAGCCCGCUUGGUAAGUACAGUAGCCUUCGGUGUUAAUGCUGCCAAAUGGAUUUAUUUUCAUCAACGAC
Desarmillaria tabescens is the source of this 1856-nucleotide messenger RNA. RefSeq lists its product as uncharacterized. Gene Ontology annotation, cellular component: nucleus. The record is from RefSeq and is a predicted model, not a curated record. The transcript has 7 exons. Bases 171 to 1802 code for a protein of 543 amino acids. Lineage: Eukaryota; Fungi; Basidiomycota; Agaricomycetes; Agaricales; Physalacriaceae. Gene Ontology annotation, biological process: regulation of transcription by RNA polymerase II. Gene Ontology annotation, molecular function: DNA-binding transcription factor activity, RNA polymerase II-specific.